Messenger RNA from Nematolebias whitei (Rio pearlfish), 786 nucleotides. RefSeq lists its product as uncharacterized. The record is from RefSeq and is a predicted model, not a curated record. Lineage: Eukaryota; Metazoa; Chordata; Actinopteri; Cyprinodontiformes; Rivulidae. The transcript is spliced from 4 exons. The coding region runs from base 1 to 786 and encodes 261 amino acids. Gene Ontology annotation, biological process: response to bacterium.
AUGAUGUCCCUGUCACUGGGUGACAAGCAGCUGAAGAAAAGGGCUGAGAUUGACAUGAUCCAAGGGGAAAUCCAGAGAACCAAGCGAUGUACAAAAGAACUGAUGUUUGAAACAAAAACGGUUGCCGUCGGAGACAGCGUGACACUGACGUGUCCCCGGCUGACUUCUGAGCAUAACGCAUUUUUGUAUUGGAUCAGAUUUGUGUCUGGAAACGGGCCUGAAUUCUUGGGAGGAACGUACUCAUUUGACUCACUCACUGGCGGUAAAAAGACGCCUGACAUCACAACUAAACAAGAGCCAGGAACUUUUAUUAUGCAUAUUAGUAACUUUAAGCAAAGUGAUGCUGGUCUUUACUGCUGUAUAAAAGUCGAACGGCUCAAUUUGACAUUUUUGAAAGGAGAUGUUUUGAUAAUAAAAGAAAAAGAGCCAAACAUUACUGCCAUCAUCCAACACCCUUCAUCUGCUUCAGUUCAUCCAGGGAGCCUUGUGACCUUACACUGUUCAGUCCUUUUUAACGCUGGGAAAAAUACCUGUGAGUCAAAUCACCGUGUCUACUGGUUCAGAGCUGGAUCAGACCAGUCUCAUCCCAGUUUAGUUUACGCACAUAGAAACAGUGGUGAUGAAUGUGACUGGAGUCCUGAAGCAGCGUCUGGACAGAAAUGUCUUUACAGCUUCUCUAAGAAAGUCAGCGCCUCUGAUGCCGGGACUUACUACUGUGCCGUGACCACAUGUGGACAGAUACUAUUUGGAAAUGGAACAACACUGGACAGUGAAGAAAACGAGUGA